AUGUGCUUCAGUUCGGACGAGGAGGACGAUGAUGACAGGAGUGACGUCACCGUAAACCUCUUAGCCGCGAGGAAGAAGCGCGCGCUGUACGCCACCAAGCUGCUGAUCGAGACGCCGCUCCUGGGCGUGUGCGCGCUCACUCUCUUGACCGCCUGGGCGCACUGGGCCCCCGACGCGCGCGCGAGCGGGGCGCCGCUUGACGUCUACGCGCUCACGAACAACCUGUUCAUCAAAGGCGACAUCGAGCUGCUCGAUUUGUACGCCAUCACGCCGGCCUGGGCUGGGGUUUACAUGCCGUUCCGCCGCUGUACUGACGACGUGUCUGAGCUGGUGUCAGCGGUCCAGGAGUGCUGCGAACUCCGGAAGGCAUUGCCGUGA
Molecule: messenger RNA, 378 nt
Organism: Klebsormidium nitens
Lineage: Eukaryota; Viridiplantae; Streptophyta; Klebsormidiophyceae; Klebsormidiales; Klebsormidiaceae
Source: the annotation of a GenBank genome assembly